Messenger RNA from Didymodactylos carnosus, 1485 nucleotides. NCBI's taxonomy places the organism in Eukaryota, Metazoa, Rotifera, Eurotatoria, Philodinida, Philodinidae. The record is from the annotation of a GenBank genome assembly.
AUGAGAUAUGAAGAAUAUCUAUUAGGUGUUCCAAGAGAAGACAGUGGAACACAACUGGACUCUGUUGCACCAGGAAAUAAUGGUUCGAUCGUAGCUUCUGUCGCACUAGCAGACCGUUGUAUUGCUUCUUCGGCUAAUGCUACUGAAGUUAAUGAUUUGGCUGUUGCUUCUGAUGCAGUAGUAUCCGGAAGUGUGCUCGCUGCUUCUGUUGUUUUGCAUGCAGAGAAAGGUAAGAGUGUGGAAGGUGUGAAUGGUUCAUUUGUGUUUUGGAGUCGAAAGAAUUUCAUAUUGCGAGAGAUAUCAGGUAUUGAAAUAGAAAGUCAUGAGACAAUUUCCUACGGAGGUCGAGACAAAACGUUAGCAGAAAUUUUAGCUCAUUAUUCGUGGAUACCUAAAAUUGUUCUGGAGAUUUAUAUGAAGUAUUGUUUACCAUGCCAGCAUCGAAAAUCCGUAAAAACACCCGUUCUGGUGGUGUUGCAAAAAAAACUACGUGAAUUAUUUUUUACAUUUGGUCCACCAAAACUAUUACAUUCGGAUAAUGGUGCCGAAUUCGUCGCCGAUGUCAUCACUGCAUUAAAAUUGUUAUUUCCUGAUAUGUGUUUUAUUAGAGGUCGGCGAAGAUAUCCACAAAGCCAAGGUUUGGUAGAAAGAGGUAAUGGUGUGUUUUGUGAUUCUUUGGGUAAAUGGAUGUCAUCAACGAAUUCGGAACAUUGGUCAGAUGGUCUGUUGCCUGUUGUGUAUGGAAUAAAUACACGCGUGGCAUGUGGUAUUAAAUGUACACCAUAUGAGGUAAUAUUUGGGCAGAAGCCGCAUUCAGAUUCAGAUUUUUGGCGAAUUAUUAAAGAUCAAAAUAUUGAAGAUGAAGACAUGUUACCAGUGCCGAUCGAAACACAACAAGAAUCAGGUGAAUCAACCAGUGACUAUGCACUUAUUGAUGAAGCAUUAGCCGCAGCAAAUUCUAUUUUAGUUUUUUUAUUUCGUCAUGAAAGUGUUAGACAACAAGCAACAAAUAACAUUCUAACAGCUGUUCAAAAGAAACGAAAAUUGUACGACGAACAUUUAACACAAAAAGCAAAACAGUAUAAAGUAGGAGAUUGCGUAAGUAUUCAAAUUAGCGACGUUGAUCGAACAAAUAUUGAUGUUAAACUGCUACCAUGUUUAAUUCUUUCAAAGGAUAAAAAAGACGCUGAUUUCAUUUUUAGAACAGCAUGUAAAUUUGGUAAACUUGCGAUCGCGUAUAUGGUUGAAAGCUUGAUCGAUUUGCGAUCCGCAUGUCCAACAGAUUUAAAACUAAAUGAAGUAAGUUCUCUUGGUGAAAUAACAGUAAUCGAAGCUGCAAAAUUAUUAGUUCGCGGUGCUGUAUCCGGUGUAAUAUGCGAUUGUAAGACUAAAUGUGGCACGAAACAUUGUCCCUGUAAAAAAGUAGGAGUGGCAUGCUCAACAAAAUGUCAUGUUAAACAGCGUGGAUGUUUGAAUUCAACUUAA